UAAUUAUAUGAGAGUGUAACAUAACAAUGAAACAAAGUAGGAUAAGGUAAAAGAAGGGACCCUUUCAUCACUUUGUCUCAGUGUGUGGUGUGUUUUGUGUAUAUGAACAAAGAUCUUCCAAAACCAAAAUCAAAACCCUCCCUUCAUUUUCAAAACCACAUUCACAACCCUCCUCAUGGUCUUUCUGGUUUGGUUCAACUGAAGUAACUUAUAACUCUCACUCUCAAAACCACAUAAAGAAGAAAAAAAACAAAAAAAGAAAAAAUGUAUGGUGAUUGUCAAGUUAUGUCAACAAUGGGAGGGAAUGUAGUUGUAAACUCAGACACACUCUUCUCUUCUCCGAUCCAAAACCCUAACUUCAACUUCAUGCAAACAAUGCCUUUUCAACCUUUUCCUUCAAUGAAAGAAGAAGAUGGAAUGUUGAGAGGGAAAGAAGAGAUAAUGGAAAGUGGUUCAGGUAGUGAACAAGUUGAAGAUAAGUCAGGGAAUGAACAAGAGAGUAAUGUUGAACAACAACCUUCAAAGAAAAAACGUUAUCAUAGACACACUGCUCGUCAGAUCCAAGAAAUGGAAGCUUUGUUCAAGGAAUGUCCACACCCAGAUGAUAAACAAAGAUUGAAACUAAGCCAUGAUUUAGGGUUGAAACCACGUCAAGUUAAAUUUUGGUUUCAGAAUCGCCGAACUCAAAUGAAGGCACAACAAGAUCGUUCAGAUAAUGUGAUACUUAGAGCAGAGAAUGAGAGUUUAAAGAAUGAGAAUUAUCGGCUACAAUCGGCACUACGUAAUAUUAUUUGUCCUAACUGUGGUGGUCCAUGUAUCAUGGGUGCUGAUCUCGGCUUGGAUGAUCAUCAACUUCGACUUGAAAAUGCUCGCUUAAGAGAAGAGUUAGAACGUGUAUGUUGUAUAACAUCAAGAUAUUCUGGUCGACAAAUCCAAACAAUGGCACCACCACCAUCUCUAAUGCCACCAUCGUUGGAUUUAGACAUGAACAUUUACCCAACAAGACACUUCAAUGAUCAAAUUCCACCUUGUUCACAAAUGAUUCCUGUCCCUAUGUUACAUUCUGAACCAUCACAUUUUCAAGAGGGUGGUCUUUUAUUAAUGGAAGAUGAAAAAUCACUUGCUAUGGAGCUUGCAGCUUCUUCAAUGACUGAGCUUGUUAAAAUGUGUCAGACAAAUGAACCACUUUGGAUUAGGAACAGUGAGAGUGAAAGAGAAGUGCUUAAUUUUGAAGAGCAUGCAAGGCUUUUUCAAUGGCCUUUGAAACUUGAACAUAGAAGUGAAUUGAGGACUGAAGCUACACGUGAUGCUGCUGUUGUUAUUAUGAAUAGUGUUACUCUUGUUGAUGCUUUUCUUGAUGCUCAAAAAUGGAUGGAGUUGUUUCCAACAAUUGUUGCUAGAGCAAGAACUGUUCAAAUUUUAGCUUCUGGUGCUUCUGGACAUGCAAGCGGAACUCUUCAGCUGAUGUAUGCAGAAUUCCAAGUUCUUUCUCCAUUGGUGUCCACUCGAGAGAUUCAUUUUCUUCGGUAUUGUCAGCAAAAUGCUGAAGAAGGAACCUGGGCCAUUGUUGAUUUUCCUGUUGAUAGCUUUCAUCAAAAUUUUCACAAUUCUUAUCCUAGAUACUGCAGAAGGUCCUCUGGCUGUGUCAUUCAAGAUAUGCCAAAUGGCUAUUCAAGGGUAACAUGGGUUGAGCAUGCAAAAGUAGUAGAGAAACCAGUCCAUCAAAUAUUCAGUAACUAUGUGUAUAGUGGAAUGGCAUUUGGUGCUCAACGUUGGUUAGGAGUUUUGCAGAGACAAUGUGAAAGGGUUGCAAGCCUCAUGGCUAGAAACAUAUCAGAUCUUGGAGUGAUACCUUCUCCCGAAGCUCGAAAGAAUUUGAUGAAACUAGCUCAUAGGAUGAUCAAAACUUUUAGUCUUAAUAUGACAACUUGUGGUGGUCAAUCAUGGACUGCUAUCUCCGAUUUACCAGAAGACACUGUUAGAAUCACAACUCGGAAAAUCACCGAGCCAGGCCAACCUAAUGGCGUUAUUCUCGCUGCAGUUUCAACCACUUGGCUUCCUUAUUCUCAUACUAAGAUCUUUGAUUUCCUUAGAGACGAACGCCAUCGUUCACAGAUGGAUGCUCUUUCUAAUGGAAACUCAUUAAAUGAAGUGGCUCAUAUUGCAAAUGGUUCACAUCCAGGAAACUGCAUUUCCCUUCUUCGCAUAAAUGUAGCAAGUAACUCAUCUCAGAAUGUAGAACUAAUGCUGCAAGAGAGUUGCACAGAUCAAUCUGGAAGUUUAGUAGUCUACACCACAAUUGAUGUCGAUUCGAUCCAACUAGCCAUGAGCGGCGAGGAUCCUUCUUGCAUUGCACUUCUUCCACAAGGGUUUAUGAUAGUGCCAAUGGUUUCAUCAAAUAUUGAUACAUUAUCAUGCCUUGGAAAUUCAUCUGAUCAAGGUGUCACGGGAACACCAUCGUCUACUACUACUACUACUACUACCGCUAACUCAGGUUGUCUUCUUAUCAUGGGAAUGCAAGUUCUUGCAAGCACAAUUCCUUCUGCAAAGCUUAACCUUUCAAGUGUGACAGCAAUUAACAAUCAUCUCUGCAACACCCUGCAUCAAAUUGAAAGUGCUCUUUGUGGAAACAAUAAUAACAAUUGCUUUGUUGGUUCUUGCAAUGAACCAACUACUAGUGCUGCACCCCCCAAGUAGUUAACACAUGGUCCAAGUCACCAAAAUUGUUCCUUUCUCUCUUUUGGAUUUAUGGGUUUGUGGUUAUUGUUAGUGUAGGUCUAGAAGUACAAUGUCCUAGAAAAAUGAUAAGAAAAAGUUGAAUUAGCGACGGAAAUUACUGACGAAAAAUAUAAAGUCUAUCUCGUUGUCACUGAAACUAGUGAUGAGUGAACUAGAGAUAUAUUUUAUUAUUUUUCGUCUCAAAUUUCCAUCGCUAAUUUGAUGUUUUUCUAACAUUGAGAAAAUGGAUUUAGGUAAUUGACUAGACUAGUUAAGGAAGGAGCAAAGGGUAUGAUUUAUGAGUGUUUAAAAUAAAAUUGAUUUGAGUGGAGAUUAAGUAAGGGGGGGGUGUGUUAGAAAUUUGAAGUUGUUUAGACAUAAUUGAAGUGUGUUUUGAAUGGUAUUGGUGUGUGUGAGGAGGGUAGAGGGACUGAGGGAGUCAAGAGCGCACCAGAUAGUACCCUUAGCCUUAGGGCGGUGUGGUUCGGGUAUUGACUCCUGCUUCUAUGUUAGCCUCUAUUGUUCAUUUCAAUUCCAAUGUUUAUCAUAUUUUAAUUCAAAUUAUCUUUUAUCUCAUUUUAUUUUUAAGAUCUUUUUUAA
Messenger RNA from Cicer arietinum (chickpea), 3318 nucleotides. RefSeq names its product homeobox-leucine zipper protein ROC3. Lineage: Eukaryota; Viridiplantae; Streptophyta; Magnoliopsida; Fabales; Fabaceae. The record is from RefSeq and is a predicted model, not a curated record. Gene Ontology annotation, biological process: regulation of DNA-templated transcription. Gene Ontology annotation, molecular function: lipid binding; DNA-binding transcription factor activity, RNA polymerase II-specific; DNA binding.